UUGUUGUGUUUCGGAUAGAAAGUGAGCCUGGUUUCCAGCUGAGUGCUUGCGCGCUCUCUCUCUCUCUCUCUCUCUCUGUGUGUGUUGUCAUUAUUAUCCAGUCUGCUCCCAGCUCAGAAUGGCCAGAUUCACUCAGACUGAAACAAGAAGGCAGCAACAACCACAGCAGCCCCAUCCCGCUCACACCAGCCUGGUUUUCACUGGACCUGGGGCAACACCGAGCCAACAACCACUACUACUUAUCCCUCACCAGCACCAGUACUCUCAGAUCACAUUUCCUAAACCCAUGAACGGGUCAGAAUCCAUUUCCAUUCAUCCGGAGAGCGGCAACAUGAAAGACCAAGAUGCCAUAAAGCUGUUUAUCGGGCAGAUACCGCGGAACCUGGAGGAAAAAGACCUGAAACCUCUGUUUGAACAGUUUGGGAAAAUCCACGAACUGACUGUUCUGAAGGACCGAUACACCGGCAUGCACAAAGGCUGCGCGUUCCUCACCUACUGCGCCCGCGAGUCGGCCAUCAAAGCCCAGAACGCCCUCCAUGAACAGAAAACACUGCCAGGGAUGACUCGGCCCAUCCAGGUGAAGCCGGCUGACAGUGAGAGUCGUGGAGAAGACAGGAAGCUGUUUGUGGGGAUGCUAAACAAACAACAGACUGAGGAGGACGUGUACCGCCUCUUUGAGCCCUACGGAGUCAUCGAGGAGUGCACCGUCCUAAGAGGUCCUGACGGAAACAGCAAAGGCUGUGCCUUUGUAAAGUUCUCCACACAUGCUGAGGCCCAGUCUGCAAUCAGUGCCCUUCAUGGCAGCCAGACCAUGCCAAACGGCUCCGAUUCUCUCCCCCCCCAGGGCGCGUCCUCCAGCCUGGUGGUGAAGUUUGCCGACACCGACAAGGAGCGCACCAUCCGCCGCAUGCAGCAGAUGGUGGGCCAGUUUGGCAUCUUCAACCCAGCCAUCGCCCUUCCCUUCAGCACCUACAGUACCUACGCACAUGCAGCACUGCUGCAGCAUGACAAUGAGCUCAUGCAGCAGCAGGCAGCCAUCAUGGCAGCGAGCCACGGGGGCUACCUGACGCCCAGCAUGGCCUUCCCCACCACCCAACUCCACCAGAUGGGGGCACUCAGCAUCAACGGCCUCCCACCCAACUCCAUGACCCCGGUGUCUGGGGAGUUCCAUCAGGCACUGGGCCUUAGCUCUCCACCAGCCAACAUCACCACUCCCAGCAUCGUCACUCCCAUCGUCAACGGCUUCACGGGCAUCCCCCACCAUCAGCCCAACGGACAUCCCGCCGUGGAGACCAUGUACAGCAACGGCCUGCCGUCCUACUCCACCCAGAGCCCCACCGCCGCAGACACCCUCCAGCAAGCCUUCACCGGAGUACAGCAAUACACAGCUAUCUACCCAGCUGGCACACUGACUCCCAUAGGCCAGACACUGCCUCAGCCAUCACAGGUCAUCCAGCAGCAGCAACAGAGAGAAGGUGAGGGGCCUGAGGGCUGUAACCUGUUCAUCUACCACCUGCCACAGGAGUUUGGAGAUAAUGAACUCAUGCAGAUGUUUCUGCCUUUCGGGAGCGUCAUCUCCUCCAAGGUCUUCAUGGACCGAGCCACCAACCAGAGCAAAUGCUUCGGGUUUGUGAGCUUCGACAACCCAGCUAGUGCACAGGCAGCUAUUCAAGCCAUGAACGGCUUUCAGAUUGGAAUGAAGAGGUUGAAAGUCCAGUUAAAACGACCGAAGGAUGCCAGCCGCCCUUACUGACACAACCUAGCCCUCAGUAUUCCCUGCAACAGCACAGGUUUUGAGGACAACUGAAGAUAUCUUGGAGGAGUUCAACUUUUUUUCUUUGAAAACAAAAAUUAUGUUUAAAAAAAAUCCACACAAGGAAUUUUCGAAGACAUAUCAGCAUUUACUUAUGAAGAAGACGUAGGCUAUUGCAAUGAUGAAGAGAUUGAAGAAGGUGUGAAGGAGUUGGCAGCAGCUACACCGAAGGACUUCAACGCAACAAACUGCACAGUGCAAGAAAUACAAGAGAAGUAAAAAAAAAACUGAAAAAAGAUGUGAAACUUUUCUUGUUGAGACUUGAAUUGUUAAUUAAGCAACAAACAAACAUAAAGCAGCAACAACAAAUAGA
Salmo salar (Atlantic salmon) is the source of this 2126-nucleotide messenger RNA. Its product is annotated as CUGBP Elav-like family member 5. Gene Ontology annotation, molecular function: RNA binding. Lineage: Eukaryota; Metazoa; Chordata; Actinopteri; Salmoniformes; Salmonidae. The record is from RefSeq and is a predicted model, not a curated record.